GCAAAGGUCACGCUACAUAUGAAUAGUAUCUUUGAUGUGAAGAUUGUGUUCACGUCUGUAUUUGAAAGUUUAAACAAGUUGUGUCUACACGGCUAUUUGAAAAUAAGGAAAUAAAUAAAUAUGUUUGCUAACUCGUUAAUACUUGUAGCUUGUGUUCUUUAUGUUCCCGCAAUUCCCACGAAAUAUUGACGAUGUUAUACGGUUUCACCUCACAGUAAUAACGGUAGUUUAGGACGUCGUCGCAUACAUAAAGCCUACUUGACUUACAGGUUAAGAUAUAUUUAAAUUUCGGCGCUUCUCAACGUUUGGUUUCAAUAACGUUGCGUUUUGUUUGGACAAUAUGAAGAUUGUUACAUGCGUCGCACCUGUUAAUAUUGCAGUUAUAAAAUACUGGGGUAAACGAGAUGACAAACUUAUUUUACCACUAAAUGACUCUGUCAGCACAACAUUAAGCACAGAACAUCUAUGUGCUAAGACAACUGUAAUGAUUAGCUCCGAGUUUCAAAGUGACAGACUAUGGCUGAAUGGAAGGGAAGAGAACUGUGAAAACCCACGUAUACAAAACUGUUUGAGAGAAGUCCGUAAAAGAGCUGCUAAAUCUGGAAACAAUGAAAAUAUGUCUGCAUGGAAUGUCCAUAUUUGUUCAGAAAAUAAUUUCCCCACGGCUGCUGGCCUUGCAUCAUCUGCUGCAGGUUAUGCAUGUUUAGUGUAUGCAUUAUCCAGAAUUUAUGAGAUUGAUGGUGACAUAUCAGCCAUAGCACGUCAAGGCUCAGGUAGUGCCUGCCGCAGUGUGCUGGGAGGUUUUGUUCAGUGGAACAAAGGAGACCAAGAUGAUGGUUCAGAUUCACUGGCAACUCAGCUAGCUCCAGCUAAUCACUGGCCAGAAAUGAGAAUUCUAAUUCUUGUGGUACAUGAAAAACACAAAAAGAUAAGCAGUAAGAUUGGAAUGGAACAGAGUGUGAAAACUAGUGAACUGCUAAAAUAUCGUGUUUCACACUGUGUCCCACAAAGGAUACAAGAUAUCAAACAGGCUAUAUUAAAUAAGGACUUCGAGAGAUUUGCUGAAAUAACAAUGAAAGACAGCAAUCAGUUUCAUGCAGUUUGUCUGGACACAUUUCCACCAGCAGUUUACAUGAAUGAUGUUUCGCAUGCCAUAGUUAAUUUUGUUCACUGUUACAACAAAUUAAAAGGUCACAAUGCUCUUGCAUACACAUUUGAUGCGGGUCCAAAUGCUUGUUUGUAUAUGAAAGAGCAUGAUGUCCCAAAAGUUUUGGGUUUACUCAGUGUCAUUUUUCCAUUUCCUGGAGAAGAAGACAGCUACAUUAAAGGAAUUCCAAUCAACAAGGACACUAUUUCACAGGAAAUGCAAGCUGCUUUUGGUAUGGAACAACAGAUGGAAGGGUCAUUAAAAUAUAUAAUCCACACGCGUCUUGGAAACGGACCAAAGGAACUGAAGAGUCAGAAUGAGCAUCUCUUGACAGAGUCUGGAGUACCAAAGAACCUGGUCGUAUGAAGAAACAAUGAAGGAUUCAAAAUGCCACUCGAGAGUAUUUGUGUUAAACAAUGCUUUCAACAAAAGCAGUACUGUUUAAUAACUUUUGAAGGGAAAUUAUGGUGCAAAAUACACUUCUAAACAUGGCCUUAAAUGAAUAUAGUGAUAAGAGUUUUGUUGACAGUGAGUUUAAAUAGCACAAAAAAAGCACAUCUUGUAUGAAUUUAUGUACUAUCAAUGCAUUAAUAAAGGUUUCUAAAAUAUUA
Molecule: messenger RNA, 1758 nt
Organism: Schistocerca gregaria
Lineage: Eukaryota; Metazoa; Arthropoda; Insecta; Orthoptera; Acrididae
Gene: Mvd
Product: diphosphomevalonate decarboxylase
Exons: 11
Coding region: 341-1513 (390 amino acids)
Biological process (GO): isoprenoid biosynthetic process; isopentenyl diphosphate biosynthetic process, mevalonate pathway
Cellular component (GO): cytosol
Molecular function (GO): ATP binding; diphosphomevalonate decarboxylase activity
Source: RefSeq, a predicted model, not a curated record